CAUAUUUUCGAUGGCCCUCAACGAAUUAUGGAACGAGAGAAUUUAUACAAAGGUGUAAUGGAACAUGUGUUAUUUCAUAAAAUUGCUAUUUAGAGAAACUAGGCUACAACGUAUCUUGCGCAUGAAUGAAAUGAUAUUGUUCAACCCUCGUUGUUUUAUCUCAUAUCAAGAGUGACAGAGUCAAAGACACAAUUUAAUCCUGCUCCACGCUCUUUAUCCGCGCUAUCAUGUAACGCGAACACGGGAAGGGAUUGAUUCCAUGCACAGCGCGGACAACUACAUUUAAUAAGAAAGCCUUUAACGAUCAAUUUGACAUGCAUUAUAGGCCCACUAAAAAUCUACAUGCAUUAUUCUAUUCAUAUCGGAGGCUUAUCGAUGGAGCUUUGUCGUUUCAUUUGAGAGAGGGUUGGGACUUUAUUUUAAAAGUCACUGAAAUCGUAUAUCCGUUUGAAAUGGAGCCAUUUAUGGGACAGACUUCAUUUGAUAGAACCUAAAAUCAAAUUAAAAGGAAAUCAUACUAAGCAGCACAUGGGAUACAAUAAAUGUGUCUGUGUCAGAGCAUUAUGGCCCUACAAGAUAUGAAGGAGAGUGGGUGGUAGCGGACGAGAAUUCUACUUUUCAAUUCAUAUUACAUCCUUGCCUUAACUUCGUUGUGGCUGGCAACGCGACAUUCUUGGUCAGUAGCUCAAAUUGACCAUGAAUAUGACAGUAAAUACCACUAGCCAGUAAGCACAAACUAUUCAAUGAUAAACGUUUCUUAUAAACAUAUUAAACUCUUGUAUAUUGCAACCGAACCAUAUUACACUCUUGAAUAAUGCAACAAUUCACAAGCAGACAAUUAUUGGUUUUAUAUUCCUGUCUGUAGGCUACACGCAUUACAUUUUAGCUUCAAGACCAAAUACAGACUUGCUAUAACAGCAUGUCAUUAAUGUUAGCCUAUCAAAAAUGAAAGAUUAACCCUGUCAUACAAUAUUAAAGUAAGCUACAGUAGGCUAAUAUUACAACAAACCAGGGUUAAUUUUGAACAAUAUCAUGCAAAUCAUUACAUGUGGUAAUUGCGACUGAAAACGUGGGUAGGCUAUAACACCGGGAGUAGCUGUUUAUAUGGAAGUAAAUCAAAUGUCUAAACUAGGGUCCAAAGUUGGUUAGGUAAGCUACCAGAUCAGGAAAAACUCUGGGCCCCAUGAAAACAACACCGCCAUAUAAAGUCCAAAGAAGAAGCCUGAAGGAGGAGAGAUUACUUGAAACAAACUUUUACCCUUUUAUCUGUGGAUUCAUUGUCGGAGUAGAAGACCUUGUGCAUUUCAGUGCCACCAUGUUGACAAGGCUAUUCAGCGAGGUUCUGCCGGAUGUCCAGAAGCUCUCGGGUUGGGUGGAGAACAGCGAGGGCGAGGACUCCAAAACCAAUGAGGAAGACAUGGGUCCCCUGCAAGACGACGACUUGGAUGACGGCGACGCCAGACAGGGAAGCAGCCGGGAUCAGUCCGAGAUGGCUGGGGAUGACGUCGACGAUGAGGACUGUGGUGAUGAGAACGAGGGAGAAAACACAGCCGAAAAGCCCGGGCCAAAGAAACGCAAGAUGACGCCAGCACGAAUUGAGCGCUCCAAGGUGCGGCGUCAAAAAGCCAACGCACGAGAGAGAACGCGUAUGCACGAUUUGAACUCUGCGCUGGACAAUUUGCGCAAAGUAGUCCCCUGUUAUUCCAAAACGCAAAAACUCUCAAAGAUAGAGACGCUGAGACUGGCCAAGAAUUACAUUUGGGCGCUCGGGGAGAUCUUGCGCAAUGGGAAAAGGCCAGAUGUAGUAUCCUACGUGCAGACACUGUGCAAGGGCCUGUCCCAGCCCACCACAAAUCUAGUAGCUGGUUGUCUGCAGCUCAACUCUCGGAACUUCUUGACAGAGCAGUGUCCUGACGGGGCCCGGUUUCAUGUCCCCAACUCCUUUUUCUCCGUGCACCCUUACUCCUACCAGUGUCCCCGUCUGUCUAGCCCUCAGUGCCAACCUGGCUCCAGUCGGCAUAUGAGGACCCAUAACUACGGCUACGGCGACGCGGUCUACCCAGGGGCAAUCUCCCCAGAGUACGACAGCCCAGACUAUGGGGGCCAUCACAGCUCGCCUGUGUGCGUCAACGGCAACUUUUCCGUGAGUCAACAGGAGUGUGGGUCGCCGGACACAGACAUGAACUAUCACUAUGCUAUGCACUACUCUGGACUGUCUGCUUCGCGCGCCACUGCUGUCCACGGACGAGCGUUCGGCACAUCGGGAGCGCGCAGCGGUUCCGCGCACUCUGAAAACGUGCCGCCACCAUUUCAUGACAUGCACAUAUUACACCAUGACAGGACGCCCGUGUACGAGGAACUUAACGUCCCUUACCACAACUGAAUUCACCAAAACCCUAACAACCCACCGGACCCCUAAAUACCCAACUAAAAAUCGUAACGUUAGGCUAUAAUAGCCUAUCCAUUUUGACACUGGAUGAGGUUUUUAGAAAACGGAAGGUGGGGUGGCAGGAAUUGAGAGAGAAAUACCAAUAUUCUCAAUGUUGGUUCUCUGUUUUAUUGAUGUCGUUCCUGAAUUGUCGUUAUGCACAUUUGAAGGUAUGUCAGAAAUCAAUAUUUCCAAUCAAAUGUCGCCGUGUAUGUAUAAUGCGAGUGCACUUAAAAUAAAAUGUGUUACAUGAACGAAACAUCUUAUAAAACAAAAAAUAAAACAAUAUUUUAUAAUUAUCUGACAUGAGGUGGUUGAACAAAUAAAUUAUUUCUGACUUGAGAAAUUGAGUCAAUCUCACUGUAUGCUGAAGGGCAAAAGCUCCACCAUGCAAUCACAAAUGCAUUAUUUGAGUGCAUAACUAUCUAAGUGACAAGAACCACUUUCUGCAUUAGGUUCGUUUCCAAAUCCAAUAUUGAAACGAAAGACAAUUCAUUAAACUGACCAAACGCUUAAUGGGCGUUUUAGGAAUAGGUCUAUAGCCUAGUAUACUGUACACCCUAAAAAAUAAACGUUUCCUGGAAAAUCCUUCGGGGUAAUUUAAAGUAAUCAACCUUUAGAUUCCUGUAGGAACCUUACAUUUAAUUUAAGAACCCAUACUCUGCUAUCAGUUUGUUUUUAAACGUUGUAGACAUAAGGGAUGCCUUGAAUAACCCUGUUCAAAAGAGGGGUUUUGGAACCAGCAGUGCGCUCCUGAGUAAAUGGCGCUAGUGCGUGUAUCAUUUUACAAAUGUGAUCUCACUCAUGCCAGCAAAAAAGACGCGGGCACUAGCUGUCGCCAACCAGAGCCAGGACCAUGGACAGUUCUUCCACACGUGUGCCAUCAACGGAAACGUCACUAAGUACUUAUCCUUUAUAUAACUAGGCAUCACCAACUACCUUGGUUAGCUCGGACUCGCCAACCAUAAUAGUUUAUGCCUAUGUAGGCCUAUUGGAUAUUUAUUCAAUCAUUAUUUAUUGAAGUUCUUGUCUCUCAUCAUCAUUGCAUCUCUGCUAGCUAGCUACCUGCCACUUUUUUGUUUAGCAUAGUAACGUUGAAUGUUUAUCCUGCCCCUGUCCAGUUAAGUUGUAGAUCGUUUGGGUGCUGUGAGAAACUCACCCUCCACAAACAAGGUAAGACACACACAGAGAGAGGACGCAAUCUAGGUUAUGUUAAACGUGCAAAAAUGAAAACAUUCAGAUGUUACGUCUAUCAACUACCCAUGUUGAAUGUGUCUAAUUUAUGUAUUUCAGGCUGAUGUGUUGGGGCGGACUGCUUUGAUAGAGAAAAUCAACCUCAGCUAAAACACACACAAAAUACCAAAUCUAAGUUAUGUUUAGCUUGCAACCCAGGAAACUGUGUUGUAAACCUGACAAAAAAUAUUUCAACCCAUGAUACACUCUUUCAACAUCUCUUUCCAUCUUUCUCCCUUUAGUCCCUGUCUUAUCCUGGACAGUUAAGUGGUGGAGAGUUUAGGUGCUGUAAUAGAGAAAUGUAGCAACCUCCACAAACAGGUAAGGCACACACAAACAGCGAGAGAGAUGACCAAAUGUCGUGAAUGCUCAUGUUUUUUAUGUUGUGUUUGUGUCUAAUUUAUGUAUUUAAGCCUGGGGCAGCCUGUUCUGUCCUCUGUAUUUCAGACGAAAUCAAGACAAUGUGUAAGGCUCUCUAUGGAUCUAUAAAAAGGUUAGCUUCUAUAAAGUCUCUGGGUGUAUUUGCAGUGUGAUUAUAGUGUUCUGUGCCAUUUCUUUGUCUUUCCAAUACUAACUGAAUAGUGAAUUAAUUUACAGUGGGAUUAUUGUGUGUUCUGUUACCCUGUCUUUGUCCUCCAUACUGUCUUGUUAUUAUCACUGCAGCUGAUUGCAUAGCACAUGCUCAACUUUAAUUGAUGAUAAUCAACACCCAUAAUCAAUGCCAUUGUUAUUACAAAAAUAAUUGUUAGUCUACAUGUUAUCUUGUAUGUUUCUCUUAUGUUUUAGGUAUCCCAAUACCCGGCAAAACAUGGGUGUGUGUAUACUCUUUCAAAAGUACUCCUCGUUGAGAGACCAGACAUUGAAGGGAUGUAUAAGAAUUCUUCAAAUUUACUCCUCAUAUUAAUUCACACACUAAAACUUUUUACACCACUGUGCCUACCCAGACCAUGAUGCUGGCUUGGAUAUUUUGUUCUUACAUUGUUUAUUCCGUCACAUUUCCAGCAGCUUAACAAGACCAUCAUCACUGUAAAAAAUGACCCACGUUCUUAGUAAAUAUUGCAAAAGAAAAUCAAUGAUUUUUACUUAAAAUAAAAGGUUUCUGGUUUUACUUCACUUUUUUUAUAUAGUACUUAAUUUAUGUGUUGAAAAUCCAAGGUAAUAUGUGGCUAAAUUUGAACGAAUAUUUCUAAGUAACAAUCAACAACUGAAAAAUAUAUUCAAAGUAUCAUUGUUGGACUGACAUGCUAGUGUAACCAGUGUGAAAUGGCCAGCGAGUUAGCGGGGUGCCAGCUAGUUAGCGGGGUGCCAGCUAGUUAGCGGGGUGCCAGCUAGUUAGCGGGGUGCCAGCUAGUUAAGCGUUUCAAUCGGUGAUGUCACUCGCUCUGAGACCUUGAAGUACUGUAGUUGUUCCCCUUGCUCUGCAAGGGCUGUGGCUUUUGUUGAGCGAUAGGUAACGAUGCUUUGAGGGUGUCUGUUGUUGACGUGUGCAGAGGGUCCCUGGUUCGAGCCCAGGUAGGGGCAAGGAGAGGGACAGAAGCAAAACUGUUACAUUGAUGCUGUUGACCUGGAUCACUGGUUGCUGCAGAAAAGGAGGACUCAAACAAGGUCCGAAAAUACAGUCACUGGGCCUACACAGGGCACACCCUUUAAUUUGUCAAUUUUCAUCUCACAUGUUUUUAGAUUAAUUUUUCAAACUUAAACAUUUCAAUAGCUCCCUAGUCAUGUGACCUACUGACUUCAAACAAGGUCCAGAAUGUCCAAUCAGUGGGCCUACACAUUGCACAUCCUUAAGUUUGUCCUUUAGUUUGUCCAGUUUACCCUUUUCUUUAAUAUUUAUCUACAAUAAUUGGUAGUUCUAAGUACUUAUUUUCCAUGUUUUUUAUUUUUCCACGUUCUUUAACAGCGGUACACAAUAGGAGAGAGACAGAAUAUCUCCUUUCGUCGUUAAUAUGAACCAUAAAGGAAAAGGGCAAAGUAUGAGAGUCAUGCUAUUCAUUGUCCAAAGCAGGGAUGGAGAGUGAGCUGGUGAGGUAGGCUGGUUAAUACAUAUACUGAACAUGUAACCACAGUAAUGGGGGCCAGGAAAUCAAUGAAUAAAAAUGGAAUAUUGACAAAUUAAACAGAAAUUGUAGACCUUUCAUCUUUUCCAACAUGUCAACAGACACAACAUUUCACCGUGUUUUAACUUUCUCUUUAUCCCUGGUUGAUGUACAUUUCAGAGCCUCUUCAGUGUGGAUGGGGUAUAGCAUACAUUUUCAACAACAAAGACUGCACUUCCAGUUUGUGUUCUUUACUCUGUUGAACUCUUGUCUUCAUUCCUAGGCACAGCACAUGGAACCACUGUUAGCAAAACAAAGCAUAGCACAUUAUAUAUAAUAUAAAAUAUCAAUGCAGUAUGACGAAUUAGCCAUACAUUGUGUUAUAUCAUAAAUUGUCUUCCAUGCCGUCAAAAGAUUAUAAACAUGUUAAAUAAAGUUACUAACCCAGUCAGUCUUUGGGCCACAUCCAGGUUCUUUAUCAGUGACAAAAAUGAAGCAGUUGUUGGCUUUGUUGACCGUUCAGGCAUGAACUGAACAUAUGGCUGUCCCACACAACUACAUCAAAAUAAAGAAUUUACAUUUACUUUGUCAUUACAUAACAGACAUUUUUAGUGUAUCCUCAGCCAGUUCUUUAAGCAGUUGCUCCAUGUGUUUUUGAAGGUUCUGUAUCAAUUUGGAAGGGGAUGCUGGGGAUGUUCUGUGUAACUUCCUUGGCCAUCUACACCAAAAAA
This is a messenger RNA of Oncorhynchus masou masou (cherry salmon), 6431 nucleotides long. Its product is annotated as neurogenic differentiation factor 2-like. The coding region runs from base 1184 to 2383 and encodes 399 amino acids. The transcript has 2 exons. Lineage: Eukaryota; Metazoa; Chordata; Actinopteri; Salmoniformes; Salmonidae. The record is from RefSeq and is a predicted model, not a curated record. Gene Ontology annotation, cellular component: nucleus. Gene Ontology annotation, biological process: sensory organ development; positive regulation of transcription by RNA polymerase II; axon development. Gene Ontology annotation, molecular function: protein dimerization activity; E-box binding; DNA-binding transcription factor activity, RNA polymerase II-specific.